Molecule: messenger RNA, 1023 nt
Organism: Aspergillus ibericus CBS 121593
Lineage: Eukaryota; Fungi; Ascomycota; Eurotiomycetes; Eurotiales; Aspergillaceae
Exons: 1
Coding region: 1-1023 (340 amino acids)
Source: RefSeq, a predicted model, not a curated record
AUGUCCCCCACCCCCAACCCUAGCCUUAAACCCACUCUCACAAUCCCCAAGACCACCAGCAGCCCUUCUCCCACCCACUGUCCGCACCUCCUCAUCCUCAUCUCUGAAAUUUUCCUGAUUCUCCAACAGAUCUCCACCCUAGCCGACAUCCGCAUCCUAAUCACUACGGACCUUACCAAACACAGCGACCUCCCCGAUACAGAUUGGAAGCUCAAUCCAAACAAGGGCGUACACAAAUACCCAUCCGCUCACACCCCCAAGAUAUCAAUCAUGAUCUGCUCGCAGACCAAUAUCAACAAGAUCCCUAAUGAACUUCUCCGCAAGCGCAGCGACGUCUUCUCCCGACACAAAGAGGGACUACUAUACGUGCAUGGCAAGCAUCGCGUUCUUCUCACAUUCCUGACUUACACAUUUGCUUUACCGGCUCCUCAUCCUGCACAUCUUGACUUGGGCGCAUUUCCCAAGGAAGCUACCCUGAUUCACGACCUAAAUGGGAGCGUUUUGCCUACCUUAUCCAUGAGGGAUCAGAUGAUUUUCAAAUUGUAUUUCUGUGGGGUCAGAGGCCAGGCUGUGGGUGAGGAAGAUGCACGCGCUGUAUGGACGUGGUUGCAGCAGACCGGUGGCUUGCUCCCGAUGAAAUGGGACGAGUGGGAGAAGAAGACGCUGAUGUUGGGGUUGGAUGAUGCGGUAGACUUUACCAAAAUGACAAAAGAGGAGUGGUUGUUGGAGUUGGGGUUUGAUGAUAGCUGGUGGAGGUAUCUGCCGCCGGUUCGGAGGACGUGGUUUCAGUUUCUGCGGGCUGUGCAGUGUCUGAUCUGGUGGUGCUUUAUGGCUGUGGUGGAGAGGGUGGAGUGGAGGCCUUCGUUGGGGGUGUCUUUGGGGCCUAAGGAGACUAGGUGGUUGAUGCUGAGUGCGUAUCUAUUGGGGUCGGUUUAUGUUUUCUAUUUAGGUGCUCUGUGGGUAAUGGAUGCGUCCUCACGGGCCUGGAUGUGGGUUUUAAUGUUCUUGGGGGUUUUGGGGUGA